CACAUUACUCCCUGGAAUCUCGACUCUGAUACCUAGCACCGUAGUUAGUGCCUCUUUUAAACGUUCUUAACGUCGUAUCCAGGCCUGUCUCGGCCGUUUUUCGCCAAAUCUCACCCGGGCCUCAUGCUUGCACAGCAGAGCCCGUCAGUCCGGAAAGGCACUAAGAGUUGCAGAGAGUGCAGGAGACGAAAAGUCCGCUGUGUCCGAAUCCCCGAGGAUUCGCCGACCUGCCGACAAUGUGUCGAGCGGAAUACCUCGUGCCUCGCUCAAAUAUCGAGUUCCCGCACACGACAGGCGCGGCACCUACCCUCACGAUACCGGAUCACACAGCUCGAAUCCCACGUUGAGCGACUAACCAAGACCAUUAACGAUAUUCAAGUCAAACUCGGGGGCGAUCCUUCUCUUCAAUUAGAGCAGGAAAUCGAUCGAUCGCCUGUUAGCGACGGUUCCGAUGCCGAAUCCACCGACUCCGAGGGCCUCAUCGCGGAGGAAUCCUCUCACCUGCGCUCGCUUUUCCACAACGACAUCCUCAGCUUCGACAGAAAUCAGCAACAUGAACGAGCUCUGGAGCGACGGAAGAAAGCCUCUGCUACAUUAUGCGAGCGUGUGCGACCGGCGCUACAACGAUUGAUUCCAGCUAAGGACGAAACCGCAGAAAUGUUGGUAAUCACUUACGACUGGAUGCACAUGUUAGCUUCGCUACUACCGCAGCCGGCCUCGCCCAACUCGCAUCACGCAUUGCUUGGAAGAUACGAUGAGAUGUGCCAGCCAGAUGUCGACGUUGUUGACCUUGCUUCUUGGCUUUUGACAGUGGCUAUUACGGCUCAGCAAAUCCCCCAACAAAGUAACGACACAGGGCCAUCGCCCCUUAGCUCUCGAAAACGGUUGAACUUCUCGCGAGCCGUAUCGGAGGCCGUUGAAAGUCUGGUUCUCAGCCACGACUGGCUAGUCGGUACCAUUGCUGGCCUCGGACUGGGCUUACAUUUUGUCCGUCUACUAAUGGGCCGCGGAGACCUUCAUGGGGCCUGGUUGAAGCUGCGGCAUUUCAUCGCACUUGGUGAGCUGAUGGGCUUACCAAAGGCGGCGCAAUCAGCUCGGCAAAAGAAGUUCAAUGGGGUUGUAAACGAGGACACUGCAAGAAAGGCACAGGUAUGGGAGCUCAUGUGCACUAUCGACCGCAUGGUAGGCAUGUUUGUCAAUCUCCCUCCUUACACAAGACGCUUUUCGAACACGGCACCCUUUCCUAUCAUGGUAGAUGGCGUCGUUCAACCUUCUAUAUAUAUCAGUCGGCUUAUGGAUAUCACCCCUGAAGUUUUUGGUCACGACGAUAUCAGCGGGGGGCAAGAUUCGAAGUCAAAGUCAUACACAGCUGCAUUGGAAGUUGCCCGUCAAGCAAGGGCGUUGGCUGGCGAAGCACCCAAGUCUUGGUGGGCCAUUGACAUGGACGACGAUCUCAAACCAGAUCACAUAGUUCAAUUUGUCCACUAUUGUAUACUCAUGAAAGCGCAUCUUCCGACCGUUCUCCGACAGGAAAGAAGCCAGGAGUACGGAUACAGCCGCUUCGCCUGCAUUGACGCCUGUAAAGCUGUCGCUCACAGGUAUCAGUUCAUUCGCCGGAAACUACCUUCUGGGUUCUUCAGUCUCAACGUGCUCGAUCUCCAGGCAUUUACAGCCGUGGUGCUGCUACUACUCAUGUCCCACAGCUCUCCGUUGCCGGAUUUCCAAAUCUUUCAGAUUGACAAAUCUGGCAUAGAGGGUGUAGUGGCCGAAGUUCUCCAGCUCAUGGAAGAGAAGUCGGCUGAGGGUCCGGGGUCGGAUUUUGCGCAUCGUGGCGCUCACACAAUUCGAUGUCUCUGUGAUCUUUUCAAGCAGGACGAGAAUGGAGGCAAUUCCGUAAAUGAAAUGACAGCCAACGUGCCACUCAUAGGCAGAAUUCGAGUUCGUCGCAAUACGCAAACGUCACAGAAUCUCAACACGCAAAGGCAGGCAUCAUCGAACCAAGUACUGCAGGUUGCGGGCUGGAACCCCAAGGAGCAGUUUGUGCCUACCGCCUACAAUCCUCAGCUGGAUGCAGCAGCUUGCCUUCAGAACUCUGCCAUGACUGUUCCCAUAGUACCAGAGUUUCAGUGGGAUCAAUUGUUAUGGUCAGUCGAGGAUCCAAGCGAGAGCCUCUUUGACGACGCGAUUUGGAGUGACGGAUUUGGCCAACCUGCGAUGUGGCAGAAUAUGUAUUAGAACUUCUGAUUUGAUCAGGCGUAGGCACUGGCUAUACUUGCAAGGAGCAACUUGCCCGUAAUACAGACCUAGCGC
This is a messenger RNA of Fusarium oxysporum Fo47, 2310 nucleotides long. RefSeq names its product fungal specific transcription factor domain-containing protein. Gene Ontology annotation, molecular function: DNA-binding transcription factor activity, RNA polymerase II-specific; zinc ion binding. Lineage: Eukaryota; Fungi; Ascomycota; Sordariomycetes; Hypocreales; Nectriaceae. The record is from RefSeq and is a predicted model, not a curated record. Bases 124 to 2235 code for a protein of 703 amino acids. The transcript has 3 exons. Gene Ontology annotation, biological process: regulation of DNA-templated transcription.